This is a messenger RNA of Megalopta genalis, 1257 nucleotides long. The record is from RefSeq and is a predicted model, not a curated record. NCBI's taxonomy places the organism in Eukaryota, Metazoa, Arthropoda, Insecta, Hymenoptera, Halictidae.
GUGGAUUUCCGUGUGUCGAGAAUGUGAAACGCAAAUCGCCAAGGAGUUUACGCAACAUGAUGACAGCGAACGCGACCGAUGCCUGUGAAACGCGUGAUCCCUGCCAGCACGGCGGAAUCUGCAUUUCCACCGAUAGCGGGCCCAUCUGCGAGUGCCGGUCCGGCGAUUAUGAGGGCGCCUAUUGUGAAAAAGAAGCAUGGAGCACGGUGCUGCCUACGGCGGGUGCUGGUGAUUACUGGGAAUACUAUAAAGCACCUUCCGAGGCCUCUUUCAAGGGAACGGAGUACAUAACGAUAGACCUGACGAAAGGCGAGCAAAUUCCCAGCACGCAGGAAUCGAUCAGCUUGCAAUUUAAAACGAGACGACCGAAUGGACUUUUAUUUUUCUCCGGAAAAGGAGACGAUUAUCUAACCAUAUCCCUGAGAGACAGCGGUGUCGCUGUGGGGAUGUCGCUGGCUAAAGGUAGAUUAGACCUCCAUAUAAAACCAUACCGGGUCCGAUUCGACGAUAAUCAGUGGCACAAGGUCGUCGUGCACAGGCAGGUUCAAGAGAUCUCCCCCAUCACCACCUUCUGCAAGCUCUCCGCCAUGGUCGACGGGAUUUAUCCGGCGCACGGACAAACUGCAGGCUCGUUCACACAUUUGGUGAGCGAUCGACUGAUAGUGGGCGGAGGCGCCGAUGUGAGAUCCCUGCAGGGCGCUAAAGGGAUCAACAACUUCGUUGGAUGCCUCAGAAAGAUUGAAUUCGCUACGGAAGGAUUCAAAAUGGAGGUGAUCGAGGCAACGAAAGCCGAAACCGUCGGUAUCGACGCCUGGGGCAAAAUAGAGUUUCGCUGUCUGAAGGCGGCAGACCCAAUCACGUUCACUACAAGAGAUUCUCAUCUUGCUGCUGCGACAAUAAACGCGAGGCGACUACACGGCGCCGUGGUUACUUUCACCAGCCCAGAGUCCCACUUGGUCCUGCCACCUUGGAAGUCGGCCAAGGACGGCAGCAUGUCCUUCAAAAUUCGUACCAACGAGUCCAACGGACUCAUCAUGUACAGUCGCAGCGGUGCCCACUCCAGGCAAGACUUGUUCGCGUUCGAAAUCUUAGGCGGUCAUCUGUACCUUCACGCGGACCUCGGAAGCGGUUCCGUCAAAGUGAAAGCGUCGAAACAACGUGUCGACGAUGGCACCUGGCAUUACGUUGCACUUCGUCGAACGAAAAGAGAAGGACGAGUCACUGUCGACGAUUGGGCAGUGGAGUUCCGCACACCUG